Molecule: messenger RNA, 1821 nt
Organism: Ipomoea nil (Japanese morning glory)
Lineage: Eukaryota; Viridiplantae; Streptophyta; Magnoliopsida; Solanales; Convolvulaceae
Product: serine/threonine-protein kinase At5g01020
Exons: 5
Coding region: 230-1633 (467 amino acids)
Biological process (GO): protein phosphorylation
Molecular function (GO): ATP binding; protein kinase activity
Source: RefSeq, a predicted model, not a curated record
UCAUCUCCUCUCAUUUCUAUAAAUGUAUAAAGGAGUUCGCAAACCUCAUUAUCUGUGUCUCUUUAGAGAUAGCAUUUGCUUCUUCUUCUUCUCCUUCUUCUUCAACACUACUAUUCGCCUUUGAAUUGCCGUCUUUCUCCGAUCUGAUAAUAUUCCGUUUAUCUCUUCUCGAUUGAUCGAUUGAUUUCUCAGUCAUACAACGAUAAAUUAAAGUGGAAUCGAAUUGAAGAUGAAGAUCACAUUGGAUUCGAUUUUUACGGGAUGUUUCAGGGCGGCGCCGGCGGCCGGGAAUGACGAUAUGCCGGCGACGCCGAAGAAGCCGAGGAGAGAGGCUAUUACGAAGCAGGCGUCGUUUACGAGGAUUCCGGCGACGGAGCUGAGCUCCUCCGCGCUGUCGGAGGAUCUGUCGAUCUCGCUAGCCGGUUCCAACAUUCACGCGUUCACACUGCAGGAGCUGAAAGUGAUCACGCAGAGCUUCUCCAGCAGCAAUUUCCUCGGCGAGGGCGGGUUCGGACCGGUCCACAAGGGCUUCAUCGAUGAUAAGCUUAGACCGGGUUUGAAGGCCCAGCCCGUUGCGGUUAAGCUCCUUGAUUUGGAUGGCUCCCAAGGUCAUAGAGAAUGGCUGACAGAAGUCAUAUUCCUGGGUCAAUUGAGACACCCACAUCUUGUGAAGCUAAUUGGGUAUUGCUGCGAAGAAGAACAUAGGCUUUUGGUCUACGAGUACAUGCCCAGAGGCAGCUUGGAAAAUCAGCUCUUUAGAAGAUAUUCAGCAUCACUUCCAUGGUCAACAAGAAUGAAAAUUGCUCUUGGAGCUGCAAAGGGUCUUGCCUUCCUCCAUGAAGCUGAAAAGCCUGUCAUUUACCGCGAUUUCAAAGCCUCAAAUAUCUUGCUAGACUCUGAUUAUGAUGGUAAGCUCUCUGAUUUCGGACUUGCUAAGGAUGGUCCGGAAGGUGACGACACUCACGUCUCCACCCGUGUGAUGGGUACCCAUGGUUACGCUGCUCCAGAAUAUAUCAUGACCGGGCAUUUGACUGCAGCAAGUGAUGUGUAUAGUUUCGGGAUUGUGUUACUUGAAUUGUUAACCGGUCGAAGGGCAAUAGAUAAGACUAAACCAAACAGGGAACAAAACUUGGCGGAUUGGGCACGGCCGCAGUUAAAGGAUCCGCGGAAACUCCGGCGGAUAUUGGAUCCGAGACUGGAGGGAAUGUUCUCGGAGGCCGGAGCACAGAAGGCGGCGCUGCUGGCGUACGAAUGCCUGAGCCACCGGUCAAAAAGCCGGCCGACAAUGAGCACGGUGGUCAAGACACUGGAACCUCUGAAGGAUUACAAGGAUGUUUCAUCUGUAACAUUCGUGUACACAGCCCCGACAGAAAAAGAUACAAAAACAGUAAGUACUGAAAAAGAUAAUAAAGGGGAAGAAGAGAAAAAGGAGUUGAAGAAAGAAAAUGAGGAGCACCGCCACAAGCACCACCACCAGCACCACCACCACCACCACCAGAACCGCCAUCAUCAGCAUGAUCAGAAACACAGGACGAGAAGUCCCAAUUCCACGACGGUUUACUCUGAAACAGCUCUGCAGCAGAAAUUAAGGUCGAAUAACUCUCCGUUACAUCAUGGAAUGAAGAGAGCUUAACCGUAUCAAGAUAAGAUGUUGCAAAUCAAAUUGUAUAUAUAUAUUUGCUUUUGUAUCAUCAGCAACUAUCAGUAUACGAUUUUUCAUUUCUUGAUUUUUUUUUUUUGUUUUGUUUAUAUAAAAUUUGAGAAGUUGUACUUACCCUUUUGAUCAGUUAAUAAUAUACACCGGAGUACUUUUUAUGGAUA